AAACGCUUCCUCCCGAUCUCGAAUGAAGGUUAUUCAGUCCAUGUGUUGUAGUUACACAUUAGUUCGAAUCUCGAGGUGUGAGAAUGAGCGCAUCACAUGACUGCAGCACGUCCUCCUCUCCUCUCCUCUCCUCUCCUCUCCUCUCCACACACUCAGUGUAAACACCGCUUUGUCUCUGAACCUGUGUCUGGAGCUCUGCACUCGCCAUGCCAUGGAUGCUUUAUGGCAAUACCAGUUCAGGAUCAUUUUACUGGGGGACUCGACGGUGGGCAAAUCAUCUCUGCUCAAGAGGUUCACGGAUGGCGUCUACAGCGACGUCGCGGACCCCACGGUCGGCGUGGACUUCUACGCCCGCUCUCUAGACAUCGAGCCCGGGGUUAAAAUCAAGCUACAGCUAUGGGACACAGCCGGACAGGAGAGAUUCAGGUCCAUCACCACUUCCUACUAUCGCAACUCUGUGGGCGGCCUCUUAGUCUUCGACCUGACGAACAGGAAGACCUUCGAUCACAUACGGGAAUGGCACCGAGAGGUCAGCGAGCACAUCCUGCCUCAUCACAUGAUCUACAUCCUAAUCGGCCACAAGAGCGACCUGAACCGCGACCGCAAGGUGACGCGGGACGAGGCGGAGCAGCUGGCGGCCGAACUCGGCAUCCGCUACGUGGAGACUUCGGCCAAGUGCAACAGCAACGUGGAGCGUGCUUUCGAGCUGCUCUCACGGGACAUCUAUGAGCUGAUGAAGAUGGGCGAGAUCUCCACGCGUGAAGGCUGGGACGGGGUCAAGAGCGGCCUCAUCCCUAAAGCUCUGUACCCCGCCGAGGAGGAGGCGGAGCGAGAAAAGAGCUGCAACUGCUGACUCCCACGAUCCACCUGCGAACGCUCACCUGUGUAUCAGUCGUCGUCGCUCACCUCGGCUUUCACUAACAUGUCGCAUCAUGGACACUGCCUCAGGCCUGGACCUCUGCACUUACCUUGGUGUUGCUAUCUGAGGUUAAUGGCACAAGCCAAUCAAAGGUGUAGUAUAUUUGGGCUUGAAUGGACAGGCCAUGCUUCAUAUUGUUGGAGAUCACACACAUGUUGUGAAGUUUGCAGAAAACUUGUGGAUAGCAUGCAGAUAAAUGUUUUUAGAGUGUAGUUGCACUUCACAUCCUCUGGAGCUAAUACUGUUUAUUUGGCUUGUUCCUUUCCGUUUAACCAGGGUACAGUUAUCAUUUAGAGAGAACAUCUAGUGAUUGCAAUCUUAUUUACAGUUAAUGGAUUUAAAGACCACAUAAAAUUAUCCAUUUGCUUCAUCCUAUUGGCAGGUGGUUUUAGGAGAAGGGCAUUUGAGAACAUGAAAUGGUACAUUUUCCCAAUAGCAAAAUACUGUAAAAUAUGUUUGUAUAAGUUUUUAGGAGUACACAUAGCACAUAAACGCCAUUUAUAUCCAUAAAAGAAAUGGACUGAAAGCCACAAAACUUCAUUUUUUGAUUUUCUGGAGUUUUUAAGAAUAUGAGAAAGUGAACAAGACACCAUUUUCAACUAAAAUCAGAUCACUUUUUAUGCGUUAUGUCAGUGACUUCAACGUUUUUGGAAAGUUUGUGUAAACUAUAAAGAUUAAAUGCAAACUUGUGAAAAUGGUGACGUUAUGUACAUGCAUAUUACAUGAGCAUGUAUGAGUUUCUUUAUAAAGUGUCAUCAUUGACAUGCAUAAAACAGCAUUUUUAGUCGUCUUUGUGGAUCCAUGUCAUCAGGGAUCGUUUUACAACCUUUUCUCGUCCGUCCACAAUACUUUUCAAAAAUGCAAAGAAAAAAACUCUUCUGUUAAGUGGUAGAUCGUUGUUGUGUUAACAUACCCUGAACCUCGUCUCUGAUGGAUCGCUGGGACUGCAAACGUGAUUUCGCACAUUAUUCAGCAAUCCAUUGCUACUUAAUGCAUUUUUUUUUUUUGUUACAGCCCUAAUCCAACAUAUAUUAUUAUGUUCACAGAGGCAAAAUACUGUAAUAAUCUGAGAAAUAACCAUUAAUGCAAUUUAUUAUAAAAUGCCAACUUGCACAUGCUUGAGUAAUAUUUUGACAUGUAUUAUGCAUUCUUUAAAAGUUUACAUAUCUCAUUUGCUCUGUUCUAAAAUAUAGGUAUCUGCCAACUGAGACAGCAUAAUAAUGCAUUGACACUGACGUUGAUUGACACUGACUUGACUAAUGUGCAAGCAUUUAAAGUGGCAGAUCUACAGUGUGUGCUUAUAAUAAACAGAUCAUUGUUGUGCAUUGGUGUGGAUGCUAUUACACAGUUAUGAUUGUACUUUUCAUUCUUGGUGUGUAAGAGAGACCAUAGCCAUAUCUACAUACCAAAAUAUCAUAGAAACUUGCAAGUGGGCAUGGCUAAAAUGCUAAAAUGACCACAUAUAGUAGCAUUACUCAUGGCAGCCGCCCACAAGCACCACUAAAAUGUUAUUUUUUUUGUAUGUAGGUUGAGUUCACUAACACCAGGAUGGCGUCUCAGGCACUGACUGUAAAUGAUGCCAGUAGUCUCCGAGUAAUCAGAGUCAACUCAAGGCACCUUUAUUCAUGUGACACUUUAUGCAAUACAGAUUGUGUCAAAGCAGCUUUACAGUGUUAAACAGGAAAACGUGUCCUGAUAAUGCAAGAGGACAAUAGAAAACAGUUGUUUCUUUGUUGAUUCAGUGAUGCUAUCACAUAGAUCAGUUCUCUUCCAGUAGUGUCUGUGCAGUCAAGUCAACAAUGUUACCAGAAAUCGUGUCCCCAACUAAGCAAGCCAAAGGCGACAGAGGAUGUAUCAGAUCCUCCUCAUCUCACCUGCACCUCAGCAAGACUUCAGUGAUGCUCGCUGUAAAGAGGUCUUAUCCAUCAUGUGCGGCUGACUUUACUGCUUGUGUUUGUGCAUACAUUUCUGUAAGACUAAAUGCAUUGUAAAGAGCAGCAGAGCACAAUAUACUUAAACAUCAGGUGAGGCUUCAGUGGAAGUUAUAGGUUUGUGUGGCUUAACCGCAGGUCAACAUUAUGUCGGAAGAACAUCAUAAUUAUACAAUUAGUUCCACAGAUCAAUACAGGUUUUUACAGAUCAAGUAUGAAAUUAUCCCAAACUGCGUAAUUAUCUUCUAUGUAAUUUGUGAGUAAACAAAGCUGAUCAUAUUUCUCCUCACGAUGUGCAGAUUCUUCUUUUGAUCCACGUGCUGUAGGACAAUCAGGUUUCCACCCUCAUUUUCAUUGCUAUACUGUGCAAAUGAAAAACCAUCCAAGAAAUAAAAAUAACUCCAACUUCUCAUCCAACACUAGAUCUUAUGAGAGACAGGGUUUACUGUUGUACUGUUGUUGUUUUUUUUUCUUAAUAAAGCGUAGAUAUUCAUGCUGUAACAUAACUGCUUUGAUUGAGACAUGACAAUUACAGAAGGAAAAUCAGACCAUGAACAAAAUACUGAUCUAUCGGCUAAAUGUGAGCAAUUUUAACCAAGAUGGGAGCUGUGGAUGACUAGUUUACAGAGAGAUGUUAAUGUGUUGGAUUAAGGCUAAAUUUACCAAUGCAAUUCACACAUUAAAAUUUGAUAUGAGAAGCUUUCUGGACAUGACACUUGAAAUUCUGAUGGGUUGAUUCAAUUAGCUUCUUUAACCUUUGCAAUAUAUAAAGCAGUGUGUGUGAGUGUGUAAAAGCUCAAAUAAAGGAGUGAACAGACUGUGACCACAUUGCUGUUGUGUUAUGGUCACUGAAUGCUGAAAGUUUCUGUGGUAACUGCAUUAACGAAAUACUUACCCAUGGCGUAUUUAACUGCACAUUGCUUCACACCAGUACUAGUUCACAGAUAUGAGUGUGUUUUCUUACAAAAUAAAUAAAUGUUUAUUCCCCCUAAAUCGUUUAAAUGGUGGUGCCAAAUAUUACCGCUCCCUGGUGGUCAAUAGAGAACAGCUCUGUGACCCUUUUUUAAGAAAACUGGUUGCAGGGGAUAACAUCAAAUAGCUUGUGUAAAUGAAGUAAGUUUAUUGUGUAUUAUAGAUAGAGAAUAUAACAUUUCAUUAUAACAGCAGGGUUUUCAUUAGUCACUCCCUGUCCGUUCUAGUCGUAUAAUUAUUAUUAUUUAUUUAUUUUGUUUCUUUUUAAGGGCUUAUCUCUGAUGUGGAUGAGCAGAGUGAAAUGUAUUGCACAUUUUCAAUGGUAAAUCAGCUGUAAUGAAUGCUAAAGCCAAUGCUGAUGUACAUCAAGAUCUGGGCUUCGUAAACUCUCGUUGUUUUGCAUUGUGAUUUGGUAAAUGUCAUAUGAGUUUAAUUAUGUUCAAAUAAAAUUAGAAUUAAAA
Molecule: messenger RNA, 4283 nt
Organism: Carassius gibelio (silver crucian carp)
Lineage: Eukaryota; Metazoa; Chordata; Actinopteri; Cypriniformes; Cyprinidae
Product: ras-related protein Rab-39B-like
Exons: 2
Coding region: 212-853 (213 amino acids)
Biological process (GO): Rab protein signal transduction
Cellular component (GO): Golgi membrane
Molecular function (GO): GTPase activity; GTP binding
Source: RefSeq, a predicted model, not a curated record